AUGGUACAGAGCACAAUUAAUGAUUUGGAAAAGGAUCCAAUGGAACAAAGAUCCAUUCUAAGACUGGAAUUAGCUCCUCUGAUAACCGUUGAUGUCAACAAAGGAAAAGGGCUGGUCUUUGACUAUGACUCUGCGGCGUCAUCUGAUCCCAAGGAGAUGAAGCCUGGUCCUAAAGAUAGGAUUCUAUCUGAUGCAAUAAAAGCUGGCGAUGCUAUGACCUGGAAGCCUAAACCUAUUCAUACGGCUAGCGCUGAGGUUGAUCAGUUAAGUGCAACCUCCUCCUUUUCCAUUGGCUCGACGGUCCAAAGAGCUGGUAUCUUUUGUGCUAGCUCUUCCGGAACCAAAGAAAAAGGAGUUAAGCUUAGAAGAAGACCUAACAAGAGCCGCAGAAAGCCAAGGGAAUGGAGCCUCAUGAUCUCAGUUUUCAUCAGUGUUUCUGAAAGACUUAGGAACUACAGAAGGGCACUAAAUAGAUGGAAGAGAGUCAACUCAACUAACUCCAAAGAGAGAAUUAAUCUGACAGCAUCAGCUGGAGGUGGAAUACUCUGCCUUAAGACCCUCUUUCCAUAG
Molecule: messenger RNA, 570 nt
Organism: Arabis nemorensis
Lineage: Eukaryota; Viridiplantae; Streptophyta; Magnoliopsida; Brassicales; Brassicaceae
Source: the annotation of a GenBank genome assembly